Molecule: messenger RNA, 2257 nt
Organism: Rosa rugosa (rugosa rose)
Lineage: Eukaryota; Viridiplantae; Streptophyta; Magnoliopsida; Rosales; Rosaceae
Product: ceramide kinase
Exons: 12
Coding region: 176-2020 (614 amino acids)
Molecular function (GO): kinase activity
Source: RefSeq, a predicted model, not a curated record
GAAGAGAAUUUAAUAUUAGCCGAACCUUUUCCAGCUCGCCAUACCAACAACGACUUUUCUAACGCCUUUCCUCCCGGAAUCUGCCAAAACCCAUCACCGCUUUCUGAAUUUUCCACCUUCUUUUUCCGAUUUGUCUCAGAAACCUCUUCACCUUAAGCCUCUCAUGUCCUUUUGAAUGGAACGAGGCUAUGUAGAUGGCUCUAUUCAACAACACCAAUCUCUCCCGCGUGCACAGCUUGACGCCCAAGCCUCCCUUCUGAGCUGCACGCUUUCAUUGGACCACGUCGGCCAAGUUAGCCUCUCCUUCAACUCUGAUGGGUUGUCUUGGAGAUUGCUCGAGCCAUUGGACAAUGAUGACUCAACUUGUUUGUGCAUCAAAUUUGCUUCAAAGGUAGCAACAACCGAGAUCAAGUUUGCAGAUGUGUAUGCUGUUGAGCUGAUCAACUAUGGCGUGAUUCAUGGAUCAAAUGUCUCAAAUGCUCGAAAAUGCCUUAAGGGUCAACGUGUCUCUGAGACGUACCGCUUUACAGUCCAUGGUUUCCAGAGCUCAAGGACUCUUCCGUCUGCUCGGGUCCUUGCUACAUAUACAUUUGGUCAUAAGGAUCUCCAUAUAUGUCAGAUUUGGGUCAAUCAAAUCAAGGCUUCUCUGGACUUAGAGCAGGGGAGGCCAAAGAAUCUUCUGGUUUUUGUUCAUCCAAGGAGUGGGAAGGGAAAUGGCUGCAAAACUUGGGACAGUGUGGCUCCUAUAUUCUCCCGUGCUAAAGUGAAAACAAAGGUGAUUGUGACCGAAAGGGCAGGGCAUGCAUAUGAUGUGAUGGCAACUAUAGGGAACAAGGAGCUUAUUUCAUAUGAUGGAGUGAUAGCUGUUGGUGGUGAUGGUUUUUUCAACGAAAUUCUUAAUGGAUUUCUUUCUUCAAGGCAUAAAGCUCCAUAUCCACCUACUCCUUCAGAUUUCCUUGAUUCUGCUAGUUGUAAUGAGAGUCUCAUUGUAAAUGAUCCAAGUGAAACCGUUAUUGAAGCUUCUUCUCAGAAUAAUGAGCAGUCUCCCCUCCUCUCAAGUUCAAGUAUUAAUGGCUCAGGAGUCUUAAAUAUCAUAGAUCAAGAGCCUGAGAUUUCCCUCCCCAAUGAACAUUUAAGAUUUGGACUCAUUCCUGCUGGCUCAACUGAUGCCAUUGUGAUGUGUACAACUGGGGCUCGAGAUCCUAUAACAUCUGCAUUUCACAUUGUCCUCGGUAAAAGAGUGUGGCUUGAUGUAGCUCAAGUUGUGAGGUGGAAAACAGAAUCUACAUCGGAGGUUGAACCUUAUGUGCGCUAUGCAGCUUCUUUUGCUGGGUAUGGAUUUUAUGGAGAUGUCAUUACAGAGAGUGAAAAGUACCGUUGGAUGGGACCUAAACGAUAUGAUUAUGCAGGAACAAGGGUGUUUAUGAGGCACAGGUCCUAUCAGGCAGAAAUAGCAUAUUUAGAUGUCAAAUCAGAAGAACGAGAUUCAACUUCUGAGAAAGAUAAUCUUGGUGGUCGCAAGAGACCAUUUUGGAGCUCAAAUAAAUCUGAAAAGGUGAUAUGCCGUGCCAACUGCAACGUUUGUUGCACCAAGCCUAUUCACGGGUCCACAGAUGAUUCCCAUACGACCCCUUACUCACAUGCAGGAGAGACAAAAUGGUCCAGUUCCAAGGGAAAGUUUCUCAGUGUCGGUGCUGCAGUAAUUUCUUGUAGAAAUGAAAAAGCACCUGAUGGUUUGGUGGCUGAUGCGCAUCUUUCAGAUGGUUUCCUCCAUCUCAUAUUGAUCAAAGACUGUCCUCAUGCUCUCUAUCUUUGGCAUCUUACACAGCUUGCAAGGAAAGGUGGAAAUCCUUUUGAUUUCAAGUUUGUGGAACACCACAAGACCCCUGCUUUUACAUUUACUUCUUCUGGCAAUGAGAGUGUUUGGAAUUUGGAUGGUGAAGCAUUUCAAGCACAUCAACUAUCAGCACAAGUAUUCCGGGGUCUUGUCAGCUUGUUCGCCACUGGUCCUGAAGUUUGAUAGAGAACCAAGGGUUGGUUAUUCGAGAAUAUCUCCAUUGAUGCAUAUAUGUACAUCGAGUUUUUAAAUUUAUUUUUUUGGCUUUUUACAUGGAACGUUGGAAGGAAGAUAUGGGGCUUCCUCAGCGCUUUCCUUGUUCAAGCUUUGUAACCUAAACUCAGAUUAGUGUCAUGUAUCAUAGACAUUUUUGUAUAACAACUCUAAAUGAUGAAAUAAAGAGCUUCUGAUUGAGAUAAA